AUGGGUGACUAUAUCAGAACUUAUCAACGACCCGGUAGCGGUUCAAUGAUUCCAGAAGACAUUGAUCCAUGUUUAUGUACCCAUAUUAUUUACGCAUUUUCUGAAAUGGACAAAAAUCAAUUGACACCUACUGAAAAAUAUGAUACUGAUGAUAAAGAAAACGAACUUCCAGGAUUUUUUGAACGUUUUAAUCAAUGGAAAGAAGUAAAUAAACAUUUGAGAACUUUAUUAGCGGUUGGUGGAUGGGAAAUGGGUAUGAAAGACUUUUCAGCUAUGGUUAAACAAGAUAAAAAUAUCAAAAAGUUUGUUGAUACAACAAUCAAAUAUUUGAGACAUCACAAAUUUGAUGGACUCGAUUUAGAUUUUGAGUAUCCAGGAGUUGAUUGGAGAGGAUCAGAACCGGAAGAUAAAAAGAAGUUUACAAAAUUGUGUCAAAUGUUAUUUGAAGGUUUCAAAAAAGAAGCAGAAGAAACCGGAAAUGAAAGAUUACUUCUUACGGCUGCCGUCUCAGGUGCCAAAGUAAACAUUGAUAAAGCAUAUGAAAUUGAUUUAAUUACACCGUAUCUUGACUGGUAUCAUCUAAUGACGUACGAUUAUCACGGGAACUGGGAUACGAAUGCAGGCCAUCAUAGUGCAUUAAAUGGCAAAGAAAGCAGUGAUCAAAUGCAUAUUGAUUUUACCGUAAAAUAUUAUGAAAAAUUAGGUGUUCCAAAAGAGAAAUUAUUAAUUGGUUUAGCUACGUAUGGUCGUGGCGAUACUCCAGCAAUGCCCUAUACUGGUUUCAAAGGAGAAAAUGGUUUUAUAUCAUACUAUGAGGCAUGUACACAGAUUACAUGUGAAAAAUUUAAAGAAACAUGGGAUCAAAAACAGUUGAUACCGUUUGCUGCUGGUCAAUAUAAUCAACCAAAAUUCGGUUUUGAUAAUGUGAGAAGUAUGAAAUACAAGGCUAAUUAUAUAAAACAAAUGAAUCUUGGCGGUGCUUUCUUUUGGACGAUUGAUAAUGACGAUUUUACGGGUAAAUUUUGUUGUCAAGGCAAAUUUCCACUAAUACGAACAGUUAAAGCAGUAUUACACGGUCAACUAAAAUUGUUACCACCGGAAAAACUUUGUGAAACAUGUCCGUCAAAAGAAUAUAAAGAUGUCAAAAAUAUAAAAAAAACAACGGAAAAGGCAAAAAGUAAAAAACCUUCAAAAACCAAACGUGAUGCAACAUCUGAAGCACCAAGUGCUGAGGAUGUAUGCGAAGAACAUAAUGAAGGAUCAUGGCCAGAUCCAUCCGAUUGCACCAAAUAUUAUCUUUGUCGAGGCGUUGGAACCCCAUGGGGUGAACAAAAACGAGAAUCAUGCUAUGCUGGUGCAUAUUUUGAGCCGAAUGAAAAAACUUGCAAAUGGGUUGGACAAGAUAAAUUGAAUUGUGAAGAGUUGAUUGAAGGUUUUGAGAAUGGUGCAGCAGCCGCGGCAACAAAAGCAGCCUCGACAAAAGAGAACGAAGAUGAUGAUGACGAAGACAUAACAUUAGAUUCAAAUAUUACUUCUAAACAAAAAAAAUCAUCAUCAUCAUCACCAUCUAAAAAAGGAAAAUCCUCAACAAUAACUCGACGAAAUGCAUCAGAAUUCGAUACAUGCUUACCGGACAAACCCGUUGAAUUUGAUCCAGUUCAAGUGUCACUGCCCAUUCAAAGUAAUUAUUUACGAGCAAAUAACAAUAAUUACCACAAUGAUGGCUCUCGAGCUACAACUCGGCAACAACGGUCAGCGCCACGUGUUGUCGAACAAUUACCACCCUCGUACAACUCCAUAGGACAUGCAAGACGGCAAUUUCCACUGUUAACUCCAAUUACACAUCCUAGAAUAGAUCGCUCGACAACGAAUAUUACACCCUCGGUGUAUAAUGCUAUGCCUCCAAGUUAUGCUGAAUUAUUUCUAACGUCCGAGAAUAAAAGAUGA
Molecule: messenger RNA, 1947 nt
Organism: Didymodactylos carnosus
Lineage: Eukaryota; Metazoa; Rotifera; Eurotatoria; Philodinida; Philodinidae
Source: the annotation of a GenBank genome assembly